Camelina sativa (false flax) is the source of this 432-nucleotide messenger RNA. The record is from RefSeq and is a predicted model, not a curated record. Lineage: Eukaryota; Viridiplantae; Streptophyta; Magnoliopsida; Brassicales; Brassicaceae.
AUGCGAAGUGGUUGGAGUUCGUGGAAAUCUUUCCCUUACGUCAUCAAAUACAAGAAGGGAAAAGAAAAUGUUUUGGCCGAUGCUUUGUCAAGGAGACACGCUCUCAUCACUACUAUGGACGCUCAUGUGUUGGGUUUUGAAAGCAUCAAGGAUGCAUAUGCUGGAGACGCUGAGUUUGGAGAAUGUUUCCAGAACCAUGGGAAGGGAAUUUACACCGAAUUCUAUCUUCAUGAGGGUUUUCUGUUCAGAGGGCGACGACUGUGUAUACCAAAUGGUUCUAUCCAGGAGUUGCUUGUUCGUGAAGCUCAUAGCGGAGGUUUGUCAGGUCCCUUCGGCAUCACUAAGACGCUGGCCGUGCUUCAAGAGCAUUUCUAUUGGCCGAAGAUGCGCAGUAUGGUGGAGAACCAUUGUGGUCGUUGCAUUGUGUGUUGA